AUGAAAGUGCUGGUAUUGGGUAUGCCCCGCACAGGGACUCAGUCCCUGGCCGGCGCUUUGGCCGAGCUUGAUAUCACGCCCACAUACCAUAUGCGUGAGGUUGCCAAGAACAAACAGCAGGUGGCCUGGAUCAAGGCCAUCGAGGCCAAGUACGAGGGAAAGGGGACGCCGUCCGGACGCGAGCAGUUCGACGAGCUCUUCGCCGGCUACGAGGCCGUGGCCGACUACCCGGCGGCCAUCUUCCCGAACGAGCUGCUCACCGCGUAUCCCGAGGCGGCCGUCAUCCUGACGACGCGCGGCGAGGACGCCUGGUACGCCAGCAUGAUGUCCACGCUCGUCCACGCGCACCUCCACGCGCCGCGCAAGAACCCCUCGCUGGCGGCCAAGUAUCAUACCCAUUGCUGGAAAGACGACUUUCCAACGUACGGCCGCGAGGCGUACCGGAGGCAGAACGAGGUCGUGCGGGAGGCGGCAAAGGGCAGGAGAUUCCUCGAGUACAAGACGGGCAGCGGAUGGGGUCCGCUGUGCGAGUUCCUGGGCGUUGACGUCCCGGAGGUCCCAUACCCGCGAAGCGACGACUGGGUGGCGUAUAAGCAAGAGGUCAAGGAGAAGGAGAAGCUGGCGAGGCUGGCGGUGGAGGAGAAGGAAAAGGAGAUGGGGCAGGGUAAACAGACAGAAGAGGCGUGA
Neoarthrinium moseri is the source of this 687-nucleotide messenger RNA. RefSeq lists its product as uncharacterized. The record is from RefSeq and is a predicted model, not a curated record. The coding region runs from base 1 to 687 and encodes 228 amino acids. The transcript is spliced from 4 exons. Lineage: Eukaryota; Fungi; Ascomycota; Sordariomycetes; Amphisphaeriales; Apiosporaceae.